Molecule: messenger RNA, 757 nt
Organism: Capra hircus (goat)
Lineage: Eukaryota; Metazoa; Chordata; Mammalia; Artiodactyla; Bovidae
Gene: DOK7
Product: docking protein 7
Exons: 4
Coding region: 107-757 (216 amino acids)
Biological process (GO): positive regulation of protein tyrosine kinase activity; neuromuscular junction development
Molecular function (GO): protein kinase binding
Source: RefSeq, a predicted model, not a curated record
GGCCGGCGCACGGCGCUCGCGGAGCUAUUUUGAAAGUGACCCUGGGCUGGGCGGCCCGCGGGGCGGCGGGGAGAGGCGCGGCGGGGCGCGGGGACCAUGACAGAAGAUGACCGAGGCGGCGCUGGUGGAGGGCCAGGUCAAGCUGCGGGACGGCAAGAAGUGGAAGACUAGGUGGCUGGUGCUGCGCAAGCCUUCGCCGGUGGCAGACUGCCUGCUGAUGCUGGCCUACAAGGACAAGUCAGAGCGUGCCAAGGGGCUUCGGGAGCGUAGCAGCCUGACGCUGGAGGACAUCUGCGGGCUGGAGCCCGGCCUGCCCUACGAGGGCCUGGCCCACACACUGGCCAUCAUCUGCCUGUCUCAGGCCGUCAUGCUGGGCUUCGACAGCCGUGAGGCCAUGUGCGCCUGGGACGCCCGGAUCCGCUACGCGCUGGGUGAGGUGCACAGGUUCCCCGUGAUCGUGGCUCCGGGCACCAAGCUGGAGAGCGGCCCUGCCACCCUGCACCUCUGCAACGACAUCCUCGUGGUGGCCAGGGACGUCCCCCCAGCCGUGGCGGGGCAGUGGAAGCUGUCGGACCUCCGGCGCUAUGGGGCCGUUCCCAACGGGUUCAUCUUUGAAGGCGGGACCAGGUGUGGAUUCUGUAAGUACGUGGGCCGUGGGCUUGCUGGCCGGGCCGUGGCCCCAGAGCCGGGCAUCCCACUUGCCCUGGCCUCUCUUGGGCCCGCAGCUGCCUGCGGUCUCAAAGAGGCUGGCGCUUAG